GUGCGUAAUUGGAUCGUGUGACACCUGUAAAGUUUGACUGGACAAAAACGAUUGGCUACAGUUGGCUUCCAAAACAGAAGGGUUAAUUUCAUUUGUGAUAAGCCUGUUAGUUACGUGAUUGUAGUUAAAAACUAAGAUGCAACCCAACCAAUCGUGUGAGGUUAUGAAAAAAGAGAGAGUUAAAGUUACCGGGAAAACAGGUACAUGGGUAUAGAAGUCAGUCAGUUGCGCUUUUCUUGAUGAGCAAGUUUAACAGGUUACGCAGAGACAGCAGAGACAGGUGCAUAGUGUGAGGCAGGUGAGUGGAUAUGGUUUUAAAGUGACGGCUCUUUGUACUUCGAGGAUUACGCAGCACAGCGCAAUGAAGCUGAUUAUUUUCCUAUCCAUGGGGUGCGUGGCUGUGACGGUCGUGAUGGUUUCCCAAGCCGUGCGUCAGGAGAUGAUCCGUAAAGACUUUAUAAAUUCGGCAAAAGAGAAAGUUUCCCUGCUCUCCAGAAAAGAAGACGCGGUGUCAUAUAUGAGAAAGGAAAUCCAGGGAAUCAGACCCAAAAUGGUGUCAAUGGCCUCACUGACGGAGGAGCUCAAGAGUAAAAAGGACAACCUGCAAAAAGAAAAAGCCACUAUGGAAGCAAAUAUCGUCACAUGCACCAAGGAAAAGGAUGAAGCUGAGAAAAAAAAGAAUGAAGCCACAGAGAACUUCAAUAAACUAAAAACUGCGCACGAAGAGACCAAAGGGAGUGCCCAGAAGAUCAUCGAGGAGCUGAAACAACAGAUCCUGAACCGAGACAAAGCCAUCUGUGCCUUAGUGGAUACGACUGUGGCAGAGGCUCGGAAGCUGUGUGGAUUGGAGUGACGCUACAUAACAAGUGCCAACAAUUUGGUCAAACCAGUGGAACUACAUUUCACAGAUCAGAUCUCGGACUAAAGGGAAAGGUGCUUUGGAGGUCUAUUUGAAUGGAGAAAUUUAAGCACCCACAAAGAACAUGCCCUGAAUGCAACCCCAGGUUCACCAAAAUGUGUUGGUGUGUAAAUGGCUCUUCUGUGUGUGCCUUCUGUGCCCUCUAGUGGGGGAUGGAGACAGGGUUAAUAAAGCCAGACGCCUGUAAAUAGCAGUAAUCUGACUAGAAGGUUGUAAGCUUUUGUAAAACUGUACAAAGAUGGGAAAAUGUGCAAUUUGUGAAUGAAUAAACAAAUGGGUGUAGGUU
Molecule: messenger RNA, 1205 nt
Organism: Periophthalmus magnuspinnatus
Lineage: Eukaryota; Metazoa; Chordata; Actinopteri; Gobiiformes; Gobiidae
Exons: 4
Coding region: 362-853 (163 amino acids)
Source: RefSeq, a predicted model, not a curated record